Molecule: messenger RNA, 26705 nt
Organism: Anolis carolinensis (green anole)
Lineage: Eukaryota; Metazoa; Chordata; Lepidosauria; Squamata; Anolidae
Gene: epha6
Product: EPH receptor A6
Exons: 6
Coding region: 995-2401 (468 amino acids)
Biological process (GO): protein phosphorylation; ephrin receptor signaling pathway; axon guidance
Cellular component (GO): plasma membrane; dendrite
Molecular function (GO): protein binding; transmembrane-ephrin receptor activity; ATP binding
Source: RefSeq, a predicted model, not a curated record
GUUUUGUCUUGUCAACUAACCCCCUCUAGUGCUGAACAGGCUGCAUUUGACCUGCGGGCUGCCGGCAGCCGCUUCCCAGCCUCGGCGAGCGGGAGAGCGGGCGAGGGGCUCCUUCUCCUCCUCCUCCUUCCUCCGCCUCUUUCCCGGGGAGCCACGAAGGGGGCGACCAGAGCCGGCCUCGCUCUCCUCCCACGGAAGGCGCCGUGACUCCUGCCGUUGCCGCCGCCCCCGUUGCCUUCCUUUCCCCCUCCCCGCCCUCGCUCCCUCCCUUUUCCAUGCCUUGGCGGGGAAGGAAAGAAUCACCAAAAUAGGAGGGAAGGGGAGGGAGGUUUGGCUUGUAUAUCGAGCGCGUUGCCCGCUUUGCUUGCCCUCGGGGACCUCCCCGUCCCGCCGCGUUUGGACGCUUGGACUCUCUCGCUGAGGUGCUUUGGAAUUCAAAAAGGAGGGGAGGGAGAAGCAAUUGAAGGGGAGGAAGGAGGACUCCGCCGUCCAGCCCUCCAAGGAGAAGAGGAAGGAGGGCGAGGGCCACGGAGGAGAAGCCUGGCCCCCCUUCGAGCGCCGGGAGCAAGUUUCCUUGACAGCCGAGCGGACAGAGAGUGAGGAGAGGAGCUGUCCAGCAUUUCAGCAGCUUCCCGCCAGAGAGGCGGGUUUUCCUUUGCCGUUUGUAUUACGAGAGGGAACUGAGAGGAGGGCGGCAAGGACCCCUCUUCUCCCAGCCCAUCUCUUCAGAGACGCGGACGGAGGAAAGGAGGGGAUGCCGCCCCUCAAGCCUGUCUGUCGGCGAGGGCUGCUCCACUUGGGGAAGGGCUGAGAGGAGAAGCCCAAGGCUGGGUCUCCCGCGCCCCUCAGGACGGGGCGCUUCUCUGCCCGCCGAGCUGCAGCCGGACUGGACGGGCUGGGAAAGAGGCCGGCUCAUCUGCGGGCACGACCCCCGCCUUGGAGCCCUCGUGGAAGAGGAGGAGGCGGAGGGAGGGGUCCCGGAGCCCCCUCGGCCAUGGGGGGCGCCUCCGUCCUGUGGCCAUGGAGCCUGCUCUUCCCUCUCCUGGCAGGGCGGCCCGGGGGCUGCAGCCACGUCUCCAGCAACCAAGUUGUGCUGCUCGAUACAACUACUGCAAUUGGAGAGCUAGGAUGGAAGACCUAUCCACUAAAUGGGUGGGAUGCCAUAACAGAAAUGGAUGAAUAUAACCGCCCCAUCCACACUUACCAGGUAUGUAAUGUUAUGGAACCCAAUCAAAACAACUGGCUUCGUACAAAUUGGAUUUCCCGUGAUGCAGCCCAGAAAAUUUAUGUGGAAAUGAAGUUUACACUGAGGGACUGCAACAGCAUCCCAUGGGUAUUGGGGACAUGCAAAGAAACAUUUAACCUCUACUACUUGGAAUCCGAUGAAUCCCAUGGAAUUAAAUUCAAGCCAAACCAGUACAGUAAAAUUGAUACUAUUGCAGCUGAUGAGAGUUUUACUCAGAUGGAUUUGGGUGAUCGCAUCCUUAAACUCAACACAGAAGUUCGUGAAGUGGGACCGAUAAACAGGAAAGGAUUUUUUCUUGCUUUCCAAGACAUUGGCGCAUGCAUUGCUUUGGUCUCUGUCCGUGUUUACUACAAAAAGUGUCCUUUCACUGUUCGGAACUUGGCUAUGUUUCCUGACACUAUUCCAAGGGUUGAUUCUUCCUCUUUAGUGGAAGUACGAGGUUCCUGUGUAAAGAGUGCUGAGGAACGGGACACUCCAAAAUUAUAUUGUGGAGCAGAUGGAGAUUGGCUUGUACCUCUAGGAAGAUGCAUCUGCAGUGUUGGUUAUGAAGAAGUGGAUGGGUCCUGCCAUGCUUGUAGACCAGGAUUUUAUAAAGCAUUUGCUGGAAAUAUAAAGUGUUCCAAGUGUCCUCCACACAGUCAAACCUUCGUGGAAGCAACAUCUGUGUGUCAGUGUGAAAAAGGUUACUAUCGGGCUGAGAAAGAUCCACCAACUAUGGCAUGUACCCGACCACCUUCUGCUCCAAGGAACAUUAUCUUUAACAUAAAUGAAACAGCUCUCAUGUUGGAAUGGAGUCCACCAAGUGACACAGGAGGAAGAAAAGAUCUCACCUAUAGUGUGAUUUGUAAGAAAUGUGGAUCUGAUGCCAGCCAGUGUGAGAUAUGUGGAGGAGGGAUCAGAUUCAUUCCAAAGCAUACUGGCCUAGUGAAUUCCUCAGUGACUGUACUGGAUUUUGUUUCCCACGUGAACUACACUUUUGAAAUUGAAGCCACGAAUGGAGUCUCCGAAUUAAGUUUUUCACCCAAGCAGUUCACAGCUAUCACAAUUACUACAGACCUAGAUGAGAAAAGUGGAGGACCUCUGAAAAAACCACUUCAACUUACUUGCAAAACAUUUUGCAGAAAAAAACCCCACUCAGAGCCACUUGGACCCUAGUUUGUCAGCUGUUAUUCUGGGAAGGAGAGUAUUGCCUCUGUGUGUUUGUUUCUGUUGGUUCCUUGAAACUUUCUGGCUUUGUGAAGAUGGAACAUUAUUGAGAAGUACAAUCCACCAUUUUGGCAUUCAACCUUCUUUUGUAGCUUCUGAAAUCACUAUAAUCAGAAUUUAUACACUUAGGGCUGUAAUUGUUAAUGUUGCUUAAAGGAAGGACAUGUAUUUUAAACACUGAAGGAGGUUGCGAUAGAGCCUUUGUUGCGGGGGGGGGGGGUGCCAUGUUUGGAUUAAUCAGAUAUUAAUCAUUAUAAAUUAGUUUCAAAUGUUAUUUUUUUAGUGGGGAAAAUGUAAUAAAUUGAUUUUGUUGACGCUUUCAAACCUGACCUUUAACCUGGUUUUGGGACAAGAAUUGCCUUGGUUUUAGAGGAGUGCAAGAUUUCUGCCAGGAGAUAGGGAAGGGAACAUUGUUGUUUCUUCUGGAUAUCUUAAAUGUGAAGCUGAAAUGUCAUCCCAUCAACACAGAAGUUAUGUGAAUGGUAAAGCGUCUGAUGGGAUUAGGUGUGAAACCUGUGUUGGAUGAAGUAGGGCUCCCGCUGAAAAAUCAAGCCUCUUGUUUGGGGUACUUCUUGAUCUGGCCUGCUUGCUAAAUUGCAAACAGAUAUUUGAUGACAAUAGUUUCAUAUUUGAAUAUCAUCAGUUUCCCAGAUACAUCAUAAUAGCCAAAGAUUAUAUUGCCAUUCAUGCCCAAGUACCUUCAAACUAAAUAACUGUAUCCCAUAUGUGUGCUCAAAAAUAUCUGGAAAUAGAUUUUGAUACACAAUAUGGCAGUCAGGGUUACUGGUAGAAAUGUAGUAUUUCUGCUAACAUGUUUGUUGUUUGUGUUGGGCUCAAUUCAAAUUGUUGUUGUUAAGUGAAGGCCAUAAACAGCUUCUGACUCAGGUAUCUUAAAGUCAGCCUCCUAUCACAUCAUCCUCUGGCCAUCAUUUGGGACAUGACUUCUGAUUGUCUGGUCUCAUGAAGCUACACCAAAUCCUAUGUAGAUGAACCAUUACAAUAUGUGACAGUAUGUCUUGUUUCUGCAUGAAGGACCAUGUAGAAUUUGUGUUCAUGUGACUAGUCUCUGUGUUCAAUUUUAUGUGAAGAUCUUUUCUGAAUGUUUAUUGCAUGAUUUUAUGUUGUUUGUACCACAUACAAAUUGUGCUUUCAAAAUAUAUAAUAUAUCAGUUAGUAACUUUUUUCUGAUAUUAAUUAAAAUAUUAAUUGUUUUUGUUGUGGUGGUUGAAUUGAAUUGAUAGCAAGAAAUUAUAAAUAUUUUUUAAAAAAAUACUUUAAAUUAAAAAAGAGCUAAAGGAAAUGAAAUGAAUAAGAGUUGAAAUGAGCAAGUGAAUGUAUUUACAGAAUUGAUAUAUGAGAUGAUUAGUGAUAUAUGAUGUUUACAUUAUUUUAUAGGAUUAUUAUUUUCUGUUUCAGUAGACCUUCUGUAUUAGUUGCUUACAUUUGUAACUUUUUUAUCUGUAUGACUGUAUGUUUAACUGUCCUAGAAAUAAUCCAAGGUCUUAUUUCAAAUGCAUUUACAUUGGCUUCAUAUUUUGUCAACUACCAUGCAUUUCCUCAGAUUACAAAAGGGAAAAUAAUCCUGCUGCACUCAUUGUUAAAGCAUGCCAAUGUGUAGCCGUUUUUAAGAAUGGCAGCUGUGCUUCCUCUAUAAUUUCUUUCAAAGGCCAGAAAAAACCAUUAAUUUUCUUCACUAGGCAGUAACAUAAUUUUCCUUUGAUCUUUUAAAUAUAUAGUCCUCCAUGGUUCCUCUUCUGUUCAUCCAGACAAUUUCUAAGCAACAAAAAUGGUGUUACCUUCAUAAAUGUGUUUUAUGGAGGCUUGCCAUUUCAUUUAUCACCGUGUCUUUUUCUGCAAAACUCUCCCUUUAUGUCCAAAUAAACUGACUGAGACUGAAAAGUGUUCCUUAAAUUCUCUGAAGCUUUACUGGUAACAUUUUAGUAAUGUAAGAAUUAUUGUGAGGAAUGCAAGCAACGUACACACUUGGGUUUUACUGUCAAGCGAUCAUAGAUUACUAAGGCAGAGCUCUUUUCCUGCUUGGAUAACCUACAGUGAAAAGCAACAUGGUUAUACAGAAAGCAGACAGUAGUAAAAGAUACACACACACACACACACACACCUACACACACACACACACACACACACAUAUUAGGGAUGUGCAAAAUUUUCAGGAGUUUUGUAAGUCGUGAGAAAAUUUGUUAAAUCUGUACAUCCGAAAUGCACUCUGACACAUGGGCGUGGCCCACACCAAAAACUUUAGAAUUGAAAUUUACCCAAUACAUUUUCAUUUGUAUUUUGUAAAUCUCAGAACGCUCCCUCCCAUAGUCAGCUUCAUUUUCAUGGCAAGCAAGCAAUGCAAAGACAAAAAGGCUCCCAUUCCUCUGUAAAUUAAUCACCUCUCGCCAUUAAGAGAGGGAAAGGAGGGAGAAAACAGAGUUUCCUAGGAAGAAGCACAGAACUCUGGGAAAUGUACUUAGGGAAGGUGAGGAGCCCUAUGCCAGAGAAUUCAAAAGGCCCUGCCCUAAACUACAUUUCCCAGAAUGCAUCAGCAAGCCCCAAUCAGGAUAGGGGAGAGAGAGAUUUGCCUCUUCAUAGCCAGCCAGAGUCCCAAUAAAUUGGUUAAUAUUCUACAGUAUGAUUUUUGUUCCUGAGGCAUAAAUGUCAUUUCCUAAUUGGUUCUAUCAUAAAAACAUGGAGGAGGUUUAUUAAAUUGCAAAAACUUUGUCUUUGCAGUUGUGACAUCAUGCUAUAGUGCUAUAGUUUUCAGUGAAUAUCUCAUCAAGUCUUAACCAAUUCAACAUAGUUUGUGCCACACAAACAACGUUUCUGGAGUAGAACAACUACUUUCAAAGUAAGGACUACACAGGAAAUAACACUUUCAAGCUAGGAACAUAUUUUCUUUAUUGUUAAAAAUGCUGUUUAUAAAAACUUCCCCAAAAAUCUGUGGAUAAGUGAAAGGUUCUGAAAUUUGGUGGGCUAACAGUGGUAAAUGUGUUCUAUCAUUGUAGCAAGUUUCACCCUAAUAGCUGUAUAAAUGAGGGAGAAAGGAUCCCCAGAAGUCCCCAGGUGCGCAAUUACUACAAUAAAAUAGAAACAAAAUUUUGUUAAAAGCACUAUAUAUCAUGUGACUUAGGACCUCAUAACAUUGGGCUUGUUGCCCAAUCCUAGGAUGCUGCCAAGAUGAAGCCAGGACAGAGCCCAUCACAUGAUGCAGGGCUACUUCCGGUGGGGCUUCGUCCCUGCUCUGUGCACUUUGCCUCUCGGCAGCAUGCUAAGAGGCAGCCCUUCGAAUAUGGGUGACUAGCCGUGUUCUCAUAAACUAAGCCAGGGACCAACAGAAAACGGCAUGGGAUAGUAAGGGGGUGAUUUGGGAUGCUGCCUGUUUUCCCCACUGCCCCGUGGAUUCGCCCUGCUAUCCUCUGUGUGAUGAAGUUCUUUAUCCUCAAGGAUGAACUGAAUAAGAAAUUGUGUGGAUCUUUGUGAAUUCUACUGUACAAAUAAUAUUUGUCUAAAGAAGUACAAGAGGUCACAAUAUCCCUCUUUGUGUUUGUUUGAUUGUUCCUGUCUAUGUGUCCACUUAUUCCAAUCUAUUGGGGGCUCUUUGUGGUGCUUUCUUAUACUUGUACUAGUUUUCUUCAUCCCAAAAUGUUUGUUUUUUAAAAAGAAAACUCUGGGAAUGAUUUACUGAAGUAGUCCUAUGGUUUGAAAAAAUUCUCUAUGUUUUUAUUCUUAAACUUAUAGUGAAAUAAUGUCAUCUCACUACUUAUGCACUAUAGCAAUAUAACUUUUUAAAGAAGAGAAAGAAAAAGCAUAAUACAAUGAUCUUUUUUGUUCUUUAUAUGGUUUGGAAUUUAAAGAACAGUACUGGGGAAUGGGAAUGAAAGGUUGCAUUGGGUGCCAGGAGUUCACAGAAAUUAAUCUGAGACAACAGAAACGCUAUUUGAAUAUCUUUUUUUUUAAAGGAAAAUUUAAAUACAAUAAUGUAACCACCAAAAAUCACCUGAUGACCUGAAAUGAUAUUUUAAAUCAUGGAUUCUUCCAGAGAGUAAAAUUUUCAGGAGGUUUCUGAAGGUGCCAUUAUUUGAGAGAGUAGGCCUUGUCCAGGGUCACCCAGCAGGUUGCCAUGACCAAGUGUGAACUUAUACCCUAUUCCCCAGAAUCAUAGCCCAACACUCAAACCACUAUACAACCAUAGCUCUAAGUAAAAAUCUAAGUCUUGUUGUUAUUGUAUUUUUCAGACUUCAUUUAGCUAUCUUGCCCUACCCUAGCAUAAGGGAUCUUUAUUUACAGAUAGCAAUAUUUUUUCCCAUUUUCUCCCAAAUAUGUGCAUAUUUAGUGACUUUUCAACCCCAAACAUUCACAUUAUCCAAAUAUAUAUUUUUUUCUUAUUUUCUGAAAUACAAAACCUUAGAAACAUUUCAAGAACAUACAGCAGACAAUUUUCAUUCAGUGCACUAAAGUCCAUCACAUCCUAGCCUAAGCCAAUGGGGUAUUAUAUACUUUUCUCUCUUUAUAUAAAAUAUAAUUAUUAAUUAUUUAUUCAUAUGGACAAUGCAUAAACUAAAAAAUACUAUGUAACUAAUAUAUCUGUAGAAAUGAAAGGCUAGGCUAGGUUUGUAAGGAAGUUUUUUUCUCCAAACGUGGUCAUAGCAUGGUGCAUAAAUCUUUGUGAAGGUGAUUCAUUCACCCUAGAGAUGCUGUUGAGUCUGUUUUGCAUCUUGAGUGUUUUUCCCUCUCAAGAACGAGCCACCUUGUGUUAUUUAUCCCCGCCACUGCAAAGAAGCAAAUUAAAGUAAUCAGGCUCACUUCAUUUAGGUGGAAUGUUUAUCACUGACUGAUACAGUCAGGAGAGUCGUUACUGUGAUCUAGCCUCAGUUCAGUACAAGAUAUUCCCAGGAUAAGAUUGAAACUUCAAUACUGUGAUUAGAAACCUUUGCCACAAUAUGUAAUUGAUUGACUGCUGAAAAUUUUCAGUCAAAUUAGCAGCCUUCUGUUUUCAGAGUUUGCCUAAACAUUUCUGAAAGGGGUUUCAAUUAAAAUUCGAGCUCUGGUGUCCUGACUUCAUGACAAGCAAACUGAAGACUUCUUUUCCUUCUCUAGCAAGAGGAAUUAGUUUGGUCAAAAGCAGUAAAAGAAGACAUUAAUCAUGGCUAGUCAGUCUAGAAAAAAUUAUGCUUGUAGGUGUCAUGACUUUCACAUGAAACUUUAGGGAGCAUGUUCAAAGUGAAGGACUCGGUAAAUUACAAAUCAAUUCUGCUGAUGUUUGCUGUGAGGUCUUUAAAGCAAUUAUGCUCAUAACAGGUUGCUUCAAUUCAUUUGUUUCUUAAAAUGUAGUUUCUCCAUUACGCUGCGUAAACCCUUUUUGCUCUGAGUGUCGCCUCUUUCAUAUAGGUUAGCCUAAGGCUUCAGACCUGUGACAUAUUUCAUUUAUAUAUUUGGCUGGCAUUAUUUCUAUUCUGCAUACAGGAAUAGUUUUGCAAACAGAUUUAGAAUUAUCUAAAAGUUUCAUAUUUUUGCAGGCCUUAGGAAUCCAGAUGUUUAAUGGCCAAGCUAGCUUCAGCAUCACAUUUCUAAUAAUGUACUACAUAAUGAGGAGAGCUCAUCCUCCACCUCUAAUUUUAGAUUAUAUUUUUGAAAACAUUUUCACUCUUAAGUAAAAUUUAAGCUUCCCUCCCAAGGAAGAGCUAGCUCCUGUAAAAAUAUUAACUUUACCUUCAGGCAUACAAUAAAUGGUCCAUUUUGAAAUGCGCAUAAGAUGAUUUUCAAAACCUCAAACACAAAUAUACUUUUAAUAUUUCCUCCUACUAAUAAAAACAGUGUACCAAAAGGAACUGCCAAAUAUGUGCUAAAGAAACAGUGAAUGAUACAAAGAUAACUAGUCAUUGAGGGCAUGUUUACAUAAUUCAUGUUUUCUUUGAAAAACCUUUUCUGUUUCUUAUUGUGCAAUAAUAACAUUUGCCACAAUAUGUCUUACAAUACUUACUACUUAGAUACCAUUGUACCAAAUGGAAAUAUCAAAAUAAGAGAACUGUACAUACAUAAAGAGAUUUUUAAAUAUAUAUAUUAAGUGUAUCCAUAUAUACAUAGAGAAACAUGUUCAUGAUUACAAGACAAUAUAAGAUGCAUUUCAAUAUACAUUUUAUAUAUGUUUGUGUGAAACUAAAGCAGUAAUUAUACAAAAUGUAGUGGCCAAUAAUUUAUUAGGCACUAUUAAAUGUAACUGAAUACUACACAAUAAGCUUCCAGCUGAAAAUAGACUAGAUUUAUUUAUUUUGGACAAAAUUUUAUGAAAUGAAGAAGUUUAACAGAUAUGUUGUUAUUUUAGAAACAGAGUUCUUCCACAACAAAAAUGUUUGCUAGAAACUAAUAAGAGUUGUAGUAAUGCUGGCUUCAUAUAAACAACAUGGUGAAUCUCCAAGCUAGACAUAUAAUAUAUACAUUUUUGACCUUAACAAUGAUCUGGGGCUUAGGGUUUUUACAUAACAUUUUAACAUUCCUGCUAGAAGAUAGAUUUGCUGCUGAAGAAGGAUAUUACUUGGAAGCACCUUAUGUGUUGGCCUUAGUGCACUAUUGAAUGCACAAUGUUUGAUAAUUAUAAUGAAAAACAAUUGUUAUAUUGUAUGAAUUGACAUUACAUUAUUACAUUCCUGUCACAUACCUAUAAUAUGUAAGUGUAUGUGUUUCUGCGAUUCUUGUACAAUGAACUUUCUCAGGACUUUUGUUGUUUUCAUUUCUUUACUUUGUGGAUUUUCCAACUGUGCAUCGUUCCAGGGGUUGAAAAUAUAUGCAGUUGCCAAACAGCAGAUUGAAAAAUAUCAUUUGUAAAACAGCUCAGGUUCUUCUUCAUUGGCUCUUCUGGCUAGGCUAGUGGGAUUUGUAAUCGUCAUCAUCAUCAUCAUCAUCAUCAUCAUCAUCAUGCUUUAUUUAUAGCCUAUUCUAUCUCCCCGAAGUGACUCAGAGCAGCUGUAGCUUGACAGCCCCUGGAGAACUAAAUAAUUCCCACCUCAUAUUCAUCCAAAGCUAGUCUAGGAUGUUUUACAAAUAGCAUAAAAUUCUUAUGGAAACAUGCAAAAGAAUCUGUCAUACAAAAUUAACCAGGAGACAAUAAAAGUAAAGCAGGCCGAGUCAAUCUCACUGUUUAUAAAACCAUCCUUAGAUAAAACCCUCAGUAUCCUUUUUUUUUAUCUAUUGCUCUGACCCUUAAGGUCUUGCACAGAGCAAUGGGAUGUAUGCCUUUUGAUGCCUAAAAGCAAAUAUGAAAAUCAAUAGCUGAGCUGAUUAUCAACUGUUAUAUUUCUACCAUUCACAAAUAUGGAUUACAUAAUGAAAUAUUUUGGAGAUAGGACCUAAGUCUGAACAUAAAAUCCAUGUGUGUUUCAUAUACACCUUAUGCAAGUAACAUGAUGGCAAUUUUAAACAAAAUUUUAAUAGUUUUAUUCGUAAAACAAAGUUUGAAUCACUAGAAAAUCAAACGUGUUGCUAUCUCAGCCACUCAUGUAAAACUUUUGGAGUAUUUCAGGUUUUGGAAUUUCAGAUAAGGGAUGAUCAAGCUGUAGAAGUAAUAGCUUCUUUUUAGAAAAAAAUUAAUGGAAUUUUGGUGAAGCUAUUGAUCCAAGGAAAAUGCGAAUUAAAAAAAAUGGAGAUGUGAGAUAAGUGUUACAUUUAAAUUUAAGUUAUCAAAAUUUUGACCUUUGUGCUUCCGUUUGGGCAAAAGGUAGAAACUAAUAGGAAUGUUUUGAGGACUGAAGAAUUAAUCUUGGUUUGAGAACAGAAUUAACAAUGUGAGCAGUCAAUCUGUUCUGCAUUAGAAUUAGAAAACUGUGAAUAAUCCUGGGAAAUGUAUUAUCAUCAAGUGUCAGAAAAAUAAUUAGUUCAUUAACUGAGAAAUAUAUUAAUUCUAUGAUUGGGUGACCAGAUUAUGUAUACAAAUAUAUUGGGCUGCAGAAUAAGGCUGAAAGGAGAUUACAGAUUUUAAAAUGUAAAGAAGUUAUUAUUUCUUGUAUUCAGUAUAGAAAAUGGUACAGCUUGUGCACCAUUUUUAAAAAAUAAAUAGUUCAUCUAUGGUUCUGAUUAAUAAAUUAUAACCGUGUUACACAAUUCAGGGAUCUGAAAUGAGAUUACAAAAUUUGCUAGCAACAUAUACUGCCAAUUUGGAAAGGAAGGACCAUUUUUCGUAUCUAUUUACAUUUUUUUUAAAGGCAUAGUUCAUGUUAUUGGUUCAAGUGUAUUUGCAUUGGUCUUUCAUUUUUCAAAAUCAGAUUGUUUCACUUAUCUUAAUUAAUACAGACUUUGUAGUAAAGUGCAAGAUCAAUAGGAGGCUGAAUUAAUGUUGUUCGAAAGAAAAGACAAUAGAGGGUUUUAUAUUUCAGCAUUAUAUUGACUUAGAAAAACAAUUGACUAUAUCGAGUUUCUUCUCCCAAAUGUUUAUUCAUGCACAUGAAUUUUACUGUUUAAUUGGCAUAAAUCUACAGUUACUGCCAUAUUUGACACUAUCGAGACUUCUGGACUACAUCUAGUCUGCUGAAGCCUGAGUGGAUGCCUUCAUCUCUUUCACUAAACUUCCCAGGUCAAUCUGGUAAAGAAGGAAGAUCCCAUUCUUUCCAUGACUUUUUGUUUGUGAAGAAAAAGACCAUCCUUUCUCCAUGUACAGAAAAUAUUAUGCUGCAGUUGGAAAUAUACUUUGAAAACAUUUUUUUUUAAUUUUGAAAAGUAUCAAGCAAGGUUGUUAUUUCUUCCAUUGCUUAGAAAUGAACACAUUGCUUUUACUCUUUGCAAUGGAACCCUCAGUGGAGCAGUAGGUUAAACCCUUCUGCCAGCAGGACUUCUGACUUGAAGGUUGGCUUGCUGACCUGAAGGUUGUCAGUUCGAAUCCAACCUGGGGAGAGCGCAGAUGAGCUCCCUCUAUCAGCUCCAGCUCCCCAUGUGGGCACAUGAGAAAAGUCUCCCAUAAGGAUGGUAAAAACAUCAAAACAUCAGGGCGCCCCUGGGCAACAUCCUUGCAGACGGCUAAUUCUCUCACACCAGAAGCAACUUGCCGUUUCUCAAGUUGCUCCUGACACACAAAAAAACCUCUUGCCAAUGAUGACAGCCAUUUGCUAAAACUAAAAUUGAAACUAACCAAAAGUUAAACAUUAUUCCAUAUCUUUAUCUUUUUCCAGGUUUUUUUUCCUUUGUUUUUAUGUCAUAGAUCAUUUGUAUUAAACUCACUAAAAUACAUUGUCAAAACCAGAAAACAAGUUGUUGCAUUACAUAUUGCAUUACCAAUUGCUUUUUGGAGGAAAACAGAUACUUUCUUCAUAUGGAUUCCUCAGCUAUACUGCUAUAGUAAACAUAACUGUGCAAGGAGUUGUACUUAACCUCAUUUCUUUUGAAAUUGAAGUAUUGGCAUUUGUGCUGAAUAGCCACACAGAGAAUGAUCCAUGUUCAGAAGCAGAUACAGGAUACACACAUCUUUACACAUGUAACAAACAAACCUAUGGCAUCUUGUUUUUUCUCUCUCUUUUUUGCAUGUAUUAGUAUGAAUCAAAACAAUUACUAAUGUACUUAGUAAAAAAAUUAAAUAAAAAGCAGAUAAAUGUAUCUGCACACAUUAGCUUACAGUACAGUGGCAUGAGAAAACAUGCACUUUUACAACAGGUGGAGAAAAUAAAAGUUUGUUCAUAACAUUACUUUGUCAUCAAGUUUCAAAUGAGUAAAACAAUCACAAAGGACUUGAAUAACCUCCCGCAGGCUUCAGGAGUACAAAAAUGAGGUGGCUCAUUAGAACUAUAAAGCAAAACUGCCUUCUUGGUCAUUAUUUCUAGAGUCACAUAACAUCAUGUGGCAUUUUUUAAUGUUAUGUGGCUACUUCCAAUGACUGGAUAAGGAUGUCAAAAAUAUUGCCCAGAAACUGGUGGAAAGUCUGUUACUGUGAAAGCUAAAUUAUUUAGCCUUCGUUUUCCUUUCUGUUACCUCAACAGAACAUUGUGCCAUUUAAGCGGACCACUCAUAUAAAUAUUAUCUAUAUUCCCUUGAUGAAAGAGUAGCUUUCAAUGGAUUGAUAGCUGGAUCUUUUUGAGGGCAAUUUACAGUGCCUUUUAAUCUGCAAGAUGGUACAUGUUGGUAUGCACUAGACAUCUACAUCUGUUUCUAACCUUUAGCAUCAAUGACGAAGGCCAUGGUAAUCUCUAACACAGUGGCAUUUCUUGCCUCUCAGAAAGUCACAUUGAUAACUUCUGGAUCAUUCCUACUAACCAGAAUUUUAUUGACAAUGCUUAUUUGACAUCAUCUAUAGAAAAUAUGCUAACUUGUUUUUAUUUUAUUUUUAUGGGAUCUGUGUGAUUUUAUCCAAUCUGUUUUAUUUUGUUUUAAAAUGUUCUGAGCCCUAAAUUUAAGAGUGUGGCAGCCUUUAUGUAAAAAUGUUUACCUUAAUCAUGUUCAUUUUCAAGUGACUCAGUAGAUGUAUUUCUUAAAUGAGGUUGCACCCUUAGUUAAACGUUAAAAUCGAACACUUGCAAGAUGUAUUAUGCUGCAUGAAACUCAAGGCAGGAUGUGUUUAUACAAAUGAGAGCGAUGCCAGCUAUGUAGUAAUUCUUUCCCCAGAGUAAUUUAGCACUAUUACAACAACUUUAAUUCUGCCCCAUGUGCAUCUUCAAUCAUUAAUUAUGGCUUAAUUAUAUGAUCAACUAUUUCUGUUUUUUCACUAGUCUAGCAGUCAUCCAAUAAGCUCUGCUGUUCUUAUCUAUUUCAUGUAUGUUGCUAUGUGUACAGCAAAUCUACAGCAUAAGCCAUUAAAACUACUGUGAAUAAUAGUACUUGAUGGAAUGUGCUUAUUGGGCUGAAUUCUACACAAUGUUUCAGAUUUUUGUUUUGUUUCAGCUAUUUUCAUUGAGUGAUAUGACUGGCAAUAUGAAUUAUAAUGAGGACUGUGAAAGUACUGUAAUGUGUGCACAUCAGGCAUGAUUAAUGAAUAUAUAUUUUCUAAAGAAGCUUUCAUAUAUGGUUUGAGUCCACUUCCAUGAUAUGGAAGGUUAGAAGACACACCAGUCUGGAAACUAUUAAAUAAUUUUAUUGUUCCUCUUGCUCAAGUACAGAAUAGUCUCCCAAGAUAAUGAUUAGAAAUCUGUUUUACACGUACAGCCCGGGGCUGUGGCGCAGACGGGAGAGCAAUGAAUCACUGACCAGGAGGUCAUAAGUUCGAGGCCCGCUCGGAGCUAUGUUAUUUGUCUUUGUCUUUGUCCUAUGUUAAAAAGGCAUUGAAUGUUUGCCUAAUAUGUGUAAUGUGAUCCGCCCUGAGUCCCCUUCGGGGUGAGAAGGGCGGAAUAUAAAUGCUGUAAAUAAGUAAAUAAAUAAAUAAAUACAAUCAACUGCUAUUUCCAUUUAUCUCUCAAGUCUGAAGGCAAAAAAAUUAAAAGAAAUUGAGCAGCUCCAUGUAUUCUUCAGGGAGGAAAUCAUGUAAGAAGUCCAAUUCCUGAUGUGAUCCGCCCUGAGUCCCCUUCGGGGUGAGAAGGGCGGAAUAUAAAUGCUGUAAAUAAAUAAAUAAAUAAAUAAAUAAAUAAAUAAAUACAUUCAACUGCUAUUUCCAUUUAUCUCUCAAGUCUGAAGGCAAAAAAAUUAAAAGAAAUUGAACAGCUCCAUGUAUUCUUCAGGGAGGAAAUCAUGUAAGAAGUCCAAUUCCUGACGGGGAAGCAUCAUAGGCCAUGGUGGCAGACAGGCCCUGUAGGCCAUGCCUGCAGCAGUGAGGCUCUACAGACUGUGUGCUUCCUACGCAAAGGAGAAGGGGGGCUGAGGGGCCACCGACUGUUCUUCAUAGAGCCCUAAGAACUCUGUGGAGCACAGUUUGAGAACUGCUGGUUUAGAAUAAUAGAAUCAUAGAAUUGGAAGUAAUCACAUGGGCCAUCCAGUCCAACCCCUUGCCAUGCAGGAAAAGCAUGAUCAAAGUACCCCUGAUAGAUGGACAUCCAGCUUCUGUUUAAAAACCUCCAAAAAAAGGAGUUUCCACAGCACUCUGAGGCAGUGAGGCAAAACUAAUAGAAAUGAACUAAGGCCUCUUCUACACUGCCAUAUAAUCCAGUUACUGAUCCCAGAUUAUCUGCUUUGAACCAGAUUAUAUGGCAGUAUAGACUCAUAUAAUCCAAUUUAAAGCACAUAAUCUGAGAUCAGAUACUGGAUUAUAUGGCAGUGUAGUUCCAGCCUAAAUUGUUUUGUGGUGUUUUCAGCUGCAACCAUCCCUUCCCAAUGCAACUUGCCUCCCACAGUGAAAAAUGGUGGGAAAAGAUUUAGAGAAUCAUCCAUCUCUGUUUGUGUUGCAAGGGACCCAGAUAAACUAAUGUACAUUUUCAGAACUGCUUGAUUACAGAUUAUUGUGAAGUCAUUGAACUCUGUAAACUAUAAUCACAUUAUCACACUUUAUAGCAGGGAGCCCCAUAUUUCUGCCACUUGCAAAAUUCUGGAAAAUGUAAUUUAGGGCAGGAGCUUUGAAUUCGCAGCUACAGAGUUUCUUGCAUUCCAAAACUACAUUUCCCAGAAUUGUGCAGGUGGCAGAAAUGUGGAGCUGCCCCCUUUAAUGCCCUGGUGUGAUAACGUCCUUAGUUACAAACUCAUAGAAAUGGUACAUCAAUUUGUGCUGCUGUAAAUGGAAAAUUAAAGAAAGCAUUGUAAUUUGCUUUCUGUGAUCUAGAAGCAAAAGAGUGCACCCAUCAGUCCCUAAUGCAAGAUGAUGUGGUAUCAAAAUAAGAUGAAUAUGGCCUGGCAAUAGAACCUUAUUUUUUUUGUCCUACCAUGAAGUUGACCAACAGGUAGAAACAGGGAGAGACCACAAGGGCCAUUCAGUCCAACCCCAUGCCAUGCAGAAAUACAGUCAAAGCACUCACCUUUCUGUCCCACCCAACAGAAUAUGCUGCAGCCAAAAAUAAGUUCCAUGUCAUUUUCCAAACAAACCACUAUGUAAUUCAGUCUGUUGAUUUUAUCUGGGGAAAAUUAAAAUUUCCUCCAUUGUAAGGAACUGGAAUUCACUGGAGUAAGGAUGUAUUUGCAGAAGCAGAAUUUAAUUUCCAUUAAAUUUUAUCUAACCUUUCUUUACAGUACUUCUAAAUAUCUGUUUUGUUUCUUGGGUCUAGUUGUUUGAGCACACUUGAUUCUGCACACACAGUGCUCAUUUGGACAUGGAGCUUUUAAAUAUGUAUUUCACAAUAAGCAGAAUUACCUGGGAAAGAGAUGCCAGAAAGAAAGAUCGGUUGUUCUAGAGCACGAGAGUUUAAAAAUGCCAUUAUAAACAGUGAGAUUCAUUCCCAGUAAUUCUUUUUAGUCGUCUAAAAUGCCUGGCUGCUAUAAUAUAGGGAUGUCUGCUCCAUCUAACCACAGCAGCUAGCAGGUACUAUGCAAAUUAUCAAGUAAAUGAAAGUAUCUAUUAAUUUUGACAUUACUUUUGUUAUUUGGGGAGAAAUUCCUUGUUAAUUCAUGUUAUCCUUCUGCUGGGAAUGACUCAAUUAGCUAAUUGAUGCAUCCCAUUAAUACUCUAUUUAAAAAAUAACAAUUGAAAUAACAGUCAUGCCAGAAUAGAAGCACCUCUAUGGAAGUCACACUUUUAUUUUUUAUUCAGCAUUAUCUGCUUUAGGCCUCCUGUUUUUGUAUAGACUCAGGGCAUAGUUAAUGUCCUACCUAACCUCAUCCUGGAGAGACUUAUCGCCAUAAUGAAACUAUACUGUAGACCAGUAUUUCUGAAAUUGUGCUCCUUAAAGUGUUUUGAACUUCAAGUCCCAGAAAUCCCAUCUAGCUAAUCAGCUGUUAGGGAUAAGAGCUGAAGUGCAAAACAUCUGGAGUAGCACAGUUUGAAAAACUGCUUUAGACAAAGAAAUUGGAAUAUGAAUGUCUAUUUGGUCACUGGCAUUUAAUGACAAGCCAUUAAAUUAUAAAACAAUUUGGUAUAGUAUAUUUCCCUAUCAUGACUUUUAAGAUCUCAAAUCAUUGCCAUGAGAAGGGAACAUUAGGGGGGAAAAACAAUCACCAUGACCAUAGUGCAUUCUUUAUAACAAAUUAAGUAUGACAAAUUAAUUAUGGUAAUUGUAGUUUUGUGGUUCUGAUUGCAAAAGGUACAAUAAAGCUACUGUUUACUCUUUCGUGCCAGCAAUAUGUCUGAAAGAUCAGGUGUGUGGUUGAGACCACAGUAAAAAUUAUUAUAAUUGAUAUAGUAGAUAUACGGUAUGUUGAUUAUGCUUAGCUGUGUAUAUAUUGGCAAAAAUGGCAUUCAUCUAUAAAUAUAGUGAGCACUGUAAAGGUAAGUGACUAAAUUAGAAAAUGCAGUCUUGAACUUAGAAUGAAUAGCUACUGAGGGAAACUGUAUACAUCUCUAUCAUCAUUACUGACUUGAUAUUAGUCACUGUCAAUGGCCCUUGAGGCAGCAAGUGCCAAAAUGAACAAUUGCUCUUUAAAUGAUUGUGACCUUAAAGACCAAAAGACAUUGUAAAUAACAUGUCUCCUUAAAUAUUUGCUCAUUUAUUUUACUUUAUAGUCACUAGUCUCAGAUAUACAAAGAAGUUGUAUAACAAGACUUAGCAAUAUGUGCCUACCAGAAAUGUGAUAUUCUGUGGGAAUGUAGUUAGAAAUGUUUGUUAAAUUAUGUAUGGCAUAAAGGGCAAUGAUAUGUAUUUAUAUGUAUCUAUAGUGAUAUAGAGAGAAUGUUAGGUUUAGACAACUCACUGGAACUUAGUCCAAAAUAGAUAUGUAUAGAGUAGCAUUGUAAGAAAAGACUGUUCAUUCUGUAUUCAAAGUGUUCCAAUAUCGAAUUGUUGUUAAAACAAUUUAUGAUUGAUUUGGAAAACUAAUUGGACUUUUUUAUUUAUCAAGACUAAAAAUUCACUAUGGACAAAUAAUUCACUCGCAGUGUUUGAGACUGAAAUUUUUCACACAAGUCCCUUGAAAUAUCUCCACUGAAAUUAUGUUAGGCAGAAAUUUGCAGGAUAGAGCUCUUUCCUAUACCUCGAGUUUGGGACGUAAUGGUCUACCUCAAUGAUUCUCAGCAUGUGGGUCCUCAGAUGUUUUGGCCUUCAACUCCCAGAAAUCCUAAUAGCUGGUAAACUGGCUGGGAUUUCUGGGAGUUGUAGGCCAAAACACCUGGGGACCCACAGGUUGAGAACCACUGGUCUCGCUUGCCAAACAAUAGCAAGUAUUGUUUAGCUUGUUUAUAGAUAAUAGAAACAGAAAAUUCUGUGUCCUAAUAUAUUUUAGCUAAAAAUAAAUUUAGCAUGACUUUUUAUGGAUUAGAAUCUGCUUCCUCAGAUGCAUGAAAUAGAAUGUUUGAGUCACAGAUAGAUAUACACAUUGUUUUUAAAAAUGGAUUUUAAAAAUGGAAACUGGGAGUAGAAAAUGAUAAUCCUGUUAUGAAUUUUGGGCAUAAACUAUGGAUAGUGAUAUUGCUUGCAAUGCUUGGUUCUGGUUCAUCAGGGGCUUAGAAUAGUGGCCACCAUUACACACAGUGAUUCUACUACUGAGUUUCCAAUGUUAGGCAUGCAUAAAAUAGGGCAGGCAAUAACUGUGUUGAAUGAGGGGUGGUUGCUAAGCCUAGCUAGUGUGUAUCCUGCUCUCACUCCUGCCUGCUUUCGCAGUAACUCAAGCAAAACAAAGAGUCUGGACAAAACCAGCAGCACCACUUCUUUAUGUGUGUCUGAAGGAUACCAUUCAAUUAGGAUGGAAGGUACAUAUAGAGAUACCAAUCUACUUGGCACCUCAAUAAUUUCCCCCUUUGCCAAAGCAGCAACCUCAAGUAAGAUUUAUUGAAUCUAUGCCCUAUGAAACAUCACAGCUCUGCUUAAAUGUAAUCAGUAAAGUUGUGGUCUCCUUAUUUAUUUAUUUAUUUAUUUACAUUUAUAUCCCACUUUCCUACCAAUAUGGAAACUCACCACAUUGUUCUUUUUCUCCUUCACUUUCCUUUACACCCGUGUCCAUAGCUGCUAGACACAUCCUAUAUUUAUCCAACUUUAAAAGGACAAUUUGGGUAUCUCUAGGACUUAGUCUAAGGAUACAUUUCAAUGAUUUACAAAUGCAGGAGGCAUAGCCAUUGCUAUUUUAAUGCUUUCUGAGUGUGUGCUUCGAUUGAUAUUAUUGUUAGCUUUGCAUUCCUAAUAUUUGCUGGGAUAAAAUACGUGCUAUUAUGUUGUCUUAGUUAAAAAUACAUAUACUGUGCCUACAUAAGCUCCUUCUAAAGCUACAUAUUAUAUAAUACCAUCACUGAUUAGAAAGUGCUCUAUUUAGGCAUAUGUUUUUUAAUGUUUGUAUUUGACUGGUUUCAUAACUGUGCACAAAGAGCAUUUGACAAAAGGCAUUUGACAAAAAUAUUUCUUUCUGCAUUGCUUGUGUGUGUGUUUACUUUCAUGUUGCCUGCCUUAUGGGACUUUUAAGAAAUAUAUUGCUUUAGGACUUAAGUUCACAUAGAAAAACUGAUGAGUGGUAGUACUUUCAAAAUAAGUUAGAGGUUCAUUAUUGCCGUUUUGAGGUUGUGCUCAAAGUUGCAACUAGGAGCAAAAAUCCAAUCAUUGCUGAGCUGAGCAGAUAUGGUUGGCAGCCACAUAACCAGCACAGAGUUCAGUUAAGGCUAUCUUCUAAAAUGUGGAUGCCACAGCCUCAGCUGAUCUUGUAGAUCAACACUAAAGGAAGCACAUUGAAUUCGCACUCCAGGAAAAAAAAAACAUUCCCUUCUCUUAUCCGUUUUGAAGAAUCUAUAUGUGGAGGGUACCUACUUUCAGAGAUCAUGUAAAUCUAUUUUAUGUACAUUUUUCACAAGCAAUUUUUUGCAAGAUCCUCCAUGGUGACAAGGCAGAAGAUGGGAGAAAGAAGCCCUGUAUGCCAGGAGCAAUGGACACCUUCCAAUUCAUGCUCCUGACACAAAGGGCUUCUUCCUCCUAUCCCAUUGCCGAUGCAACCUCCAAUUCAUAUGUGCCACUGCCACCUCGACUCCAGCUCCACACUCCCACUUCCCCGCUCUCUCUUGCUUGGUGCCACCAGGAGUGAGGCAUCAAGAGAGAGAGAGAGAGAGGGAGGGAGGGAGGGAGGGAGGGAGGGAGAAGUGCAGGUCCUCCAUCAGGAAUUGAGGUGGCAGCAGUGAGGCGGCUGCCGAUGUGUAUUCCUGCAUGGCAGUAAAGUAAAGCAGUGCAAGAAAUAAAUAGGGAAUACAAUAGUCUCACUUAUCCAAGCUAAACGGGCUGGCAGAAGCUUGGAUAAGCGAAUAUCUUGGAUAAUAAGGAGGGAUUAAGGGAAAACCUAUUAAACAUCAAAUUAGGUUAUGAUUUUACAAAUUAAGCACCAAAACUUCAUGUUAUACAACAAAUUUGACAGAAAAAGUAGUUCAAUACGCAGUAAAGUUAUAUUGUAAUUACUGUAUUUAUGAAUUUAGCACCAAAAUAUCAUGAUAUAUUGAAAAUAUUGACUACAAAAAUGGCUUGGAUUAUCCAGAGGCUUGGAUAAGCGAGGCUUGGAUAAGUAAGACUCUACUGUAUGUGCAAUUGGCAAUUGGAAUAACCUCAGUUUACGAUUUUGGAUUAUGUGAUUUUAAUGUUUAUAUUAGGUGUUUUAAUUCUAUGUAUUCCUGUCUAAAUGUUGCUUAUGUCUUAUGUUUAAUGGUACUAAUGAUUUUAACUCAUAGUAAUAUGUUUAUUAUUUAGAUAUUAUGAUUUGGUUUUACAUGCAUGUUUGGCAUUGAAUUUUGCUAUUAUGUUGUAAACCUCUUUGAGUCCACCCAGGGGUGAGGAAAGCUGUAUAUAAAUACAGUAAAUAAAUAAAUAAAUGUGAGAGGAAGAAGCCCUGUGUGCCAAGAACAAUGGAGACCUGCUGCCAAUUCACACUCCUGGCACACAGGGCUUCUUCCUUCCGUCUCCUGACCUCUCACUGCUGCCUCAAGAGAGAGGGGGGUUUGCAUUCUCUCAGCUGCCACUACCACUGCAACCCCAAUCUUGCCCUUUAAGGCAAACCUGGCAACAUUGAGGAAUGGCAGCAACCAAGGCAAGCAAUAGAGAAGUGGCAAUGCAAAAAGUGCUGCUUGGGGAUGUAGUGGCAGCAUCAGGUGCAAGGGCAGUGAGGCUUUCCAGGGGCUGGCCAGGAUAGGUGGCUUCCCUCCUGCUCUCUCAGUUGCCACUCCUGGUCCUUUUUUAAAGUGUUUCAAUGAUGCCAUUGAUUCUAAAAUGCACCCCUUUUUUGAACCUCAAUGUUUGGGGCGUGGAUUGCAUAUUUGUAUCAGGGAAAUAAGAUAAAUUAAGAUAAAUUGUGAUUGCAGUUGUAGAGUAUCAGUAUCAACAAAUAUUUAGUUUUUUUUAAAAAAAUAUUGUUGUUUUGUCAUUUUAUCCCACUCCCACCCUCCCCUCCUUGUACAUACAAUUUAAACAACAAACUACAGAAGUUACAUUUGAAAUAUCAGUCUCAAUCUUAAUUUUUCCACUCCACAUCUUAGUACAUUUUCUAAAUAGCUCUUAACUGGUUCCCACAUCCCCUUAAUUAUUGCAAUCUUUUCAAUUUUAUCUAUAUUAUUCUAUUUGCUAUUUGUGAUUUCCACAUUUAACAUAGCAACUAUAUACUUAUACCAAUUCGUCAGAGUGCAUUUUUUAAAUCUUCCCAACCCCUCACUAAAACAAUUUGUGCACAUGCUAUUAAUUUGUCAACCAUGUUUUCUUUUUGUAUAUUCUUCACUUCUGUUAUCCUUGCAUGUAGUACAUUUCUAUUAACUAUUACAAUUUGUAGAUUUAGCAUUCUAUUGAUUUCUCCUUCCAUCAUUCUCCAGUAUUCUUGCACUCGAUUGCACUCCCAUAUCAUAUGAUUAAACACCCCUCCUUGUUCACAACCAUGCUAACACCUAUCCUUCAUCCCUGGUAAAAAAAAAAAAAAAAACGUGAAAGUUGUGCAGGAGUUCUGUACCAUUUUUGUAACAUUUUCCUUCUUGCUUCCCUUAAUACAUUGUACUUUUUUUUUUUUUUGCUAUAUUACUUAUUUCCCUUUGUAUAUCUUCCCUCUCAAUUUCCAUGUCCAUUCUCCAUGUUUGGAAAAUUUCCUCCAUUAUUCUUUUACCUUUAUAAUUUGUUCGUACAGAUCUCCUGCCACCUUCUUUUCCUCUCUCAAACAUUUCUAAUCACCUUCUCAAAUGGACUGUCUUGUUCUCUAAUUUUUUCCCUCAGUCUAAAAAUUUCCUGUCUUAUAGCCCAGCUUUGAAUCCAAUUCCCUGAUCCUAUCCAAUUCUGAUUUUUUUGGUUCUACAGGGUUUCCAUCUACUGUAUACAAAUCCUCCACUAACCUUUUCCCUCUACUUUCAAUUGAUCUCAAUGUUCUGCCUAUAAUUUCAUUAUUGUUGUAAUCUUCUAAUAGAACAUUCAUGUUGUAUUCCCUUAUAUUUAACUUUCUAUUAUUAUUUUGCCUUGUUGUUACCAAUUCCAGGUUAUAAUUUCCUGCACAAUACACUUAUUCUUAUGCAAACUUAUCAAUUUCCCCAAAUACCUGUUUUAAAUACUUUUUUGAUUUUUGUUUGGAGCAUAUAUACACACUUAAGUUAUUCUAAUUUUUCCAAUUUUCCCUUUAAUCAUUACCCAUCUCCCAUCUGAAUCCCUUUUUACCAUUUCCACCUGGAAAUCUAUUAUAUUUUCAAUUAAAAUCACCACACCCCAUGCUCUAUUCGAACCUCUCAAUUCAUACACCUGUCCCCAAGUCCUAUAAUUAAAUAAUGGAGUAUGGAAGAAAGCCCACCUGCUCUUCCUUUAUCCAGUCCUUUAAAAAGAAUUUAAGUCUUCCUGCUAGUAUAUUUGCAAAGAUUUUGUAAUCUAUGUUAAGAAGCGAGAUAGGCCUAUAAUUCUUCACAUCUUUGGGAUCUUGUCCUUCUUUCUUUAACAUUGUAAUAAUGGUCUUUUGCCAUGAGUCAGGGGGCUUUUGCCCCUGAAGUAUCGCGUUCGUAAUUUUGUGUAAAUAUGGUGUUACUUCUUCAAUCAUUACCUUAUAAUAACUUGCUGAGAACCCGUCUGGGCCUGGGGCCUUAUUUGAGUCAAUCGCCCUUAUGGCCUUUUUUAUUUCCUCUACAGUAAUCUCUUUGUUUAGUCUCUCUCUUUGUUGUUCCGUUAUUUUUUCAAGGUAUGGAGUAUGGUCCUGUUUCUUGUGACAUUCUUGUAGAAACAGAAUGUCCACUUUAUAAUCCUUUACCAUUUUCAUAACCUUUGCCCUUCUUUGUGGAGUUGAUAAACCAUUAACAUUAUGUGACAUUAUUACAACUUCACCCAUAACAAGGUAUUAUUUGCAUUUACCAUCCUGUAGUUUCUUUUCCCUGUCUGCUUGUCUUCCCAUCCUCCCCCAUUCCCCCCAGAGUGCAGACCUCUCCCUCCUCCCAUGAGAGGGAGACCUGAAAGAGUUUUCCCUUUGUUCUCUUUUAUUCCCAGACUCCCUCCAGCUGGUGACUGUGUUGCCAUCCACCAGUCUCCCCUCCUGCAUCUUCUUUUACCCCUUCAACCCCAUUUGUCCAAAUUUCAUUAUUCCACAAAUGUUAGGCUAUUCAUUCUUAAGUAUCUGUACAGGAUCUCAUUUCAGUUCUUCUAUUCUCCUCUCUAAUUUUUUGUCUUUUAAAAUCUCUUUAUUGUUUUUCCAUAGAUUUAAUUUGUUCUAAAUCCAUGUCCUUCAAAUUCCUUAAAAUUCUCCUUUCUUCCCUGUCCUUUGGAUCUCCCAUUGGAAAUAGACUCUGAUGUAAGCCUGUCUCUAUCGGCCCGCCUCUCUCUGCAGCCUCCAGCUCCCUCGAUGCUUCUUGUCCAGUCGGCAUGUCCUUGGUCUUAUCUGAUUCCUCCUCCCAUCUGUCUGUUUAUUUUCCAUCUGUAUCCAGGUUUAGCUGUUUGAGCAUUUUCCUCCCACUUUCCAAAUCGAAAGCUUUGUGUAAUUUAUUGUCUCUAUAUACAAUUAGGGUGGCUGGAAAAACUCAGGUAUAACGUUGUCCUUUCCUUUCAAGAGUUCCUGUAAUCUCCCUCAUUUCUGCUCUCUUACCCAAUGUCUCUGAUGAUAAAUCCAGGAGUGGCCAUACUUUACUGUGAGCCAAGGUCAGGUUCUUCAUUUUCCUCAACUUUUGAUACACAAUGUCUCUUUCAGCCUCCUUUGUGAACCAUAUCAAAAUAUCCUUGGGUUUCCUGCCUCCUCUGAAAGCCCAAUGCACUCUCUCGAUUUCCUCCGAUGGGACUUGAGCAUGUGUUUUAAGCCAUUCAGUUAUAACUCCUUUCAGAUUCUCCUUUAUUUGAAGACUCUCUCCUACUGCUCUCAAAUGCAGAUUGGGUCUUUGGGAUCUGUCCUCGAGGUCAGCAACUUUAUCUAGUAGUUUUCUAUUUAUGUCUUUCAGAGCUGUUAAUUCACCUUUUUGUCUUCUGAUCUCCGCUGCUGCCUCCUUAAACUUUUCUUGGCAUUCUUCAACUUUAUUCUCUAUCAGCCUGAGUUUGCUAUUAAUUUGUGUAAUUUGCUCUCUUGUCUGCUCAUUUCCCUGUCUUAAAAUCUCCAUGUUUAAUUUAAUAUGUUCCAAUGUAGUUAUAAUCUUGUUCAAUUUUUCUUCUUUCCCCUCCUUCUCCUUUCUCUCCACCAUACUUACAAUCAUCCGGACUUCUGUUUUGUAUUUUGAGAUUUAUGGCUUCAGUCACCUUCGAUCGUGACCUCUCAGCCUCCUCUCUUUUCUCCUUUGAUCCGGACCCCAAUUAAGGAGAGAUUUAUGACCCUUUAUGGGCUUUUUAAGGCUUUAAUUGCCUUUAUAGUUAGGAGAGCAAUUAGGCACGUCUACUCUCAUUGCACAGCUCCCCCCAACAAAUAUUUAGUCAACCACAAUGCUCAACUGUAUGGAGCACCCAUCUCACCAAUGGUAGAGUAAAAGAUUGCUUGAUGCUGAGUCUAUUUUUAUGCAUUUGCUAAGAAAUUCAUACCACCCUUUCAAAAAAUAAAUGGUUUCUCUUUUCUAGUUCUUUGUCACAGUCGGUCCUGAAGAAAUAUGGGUUUUUUUUUAAUCUGUUGUACAAAUAGAAUUAAAAUGAUUGGUAGUGGAUUUGCAAGAUAGUUGCUGCUUAAUUACAUUAAGAGCAUGUUUUCUGUUAUCUUUCCUAAACUUCCCAUUUUACACAAUACAAUACUUUUGGGAUGGCCAAGUGAUUGUAGAGGUUCAUGAUAUCAACUUCUUUGGUUAGAGUUCUCAGAAAAAGAACUAGAAGUAUAAUAAUCUCUAUCUCUCACAUGCAGACUUGAUUUUGUUAAGAAAUAACAGGAAAAUGGAUCAGGUACCAUGGUCUUAAGAGCAAAUGCAAUAAAGACUUUCCACAGCAAAUAUGAGGUAGAAUUUUAAGGACACACAAAAAUAGAAAAAGGUGACAUUCUGCAACACACAUCUGAGAUAUUUCAGAUACUAGUUUAGCAUGGGAAUCAGUAUCUCUAGCCCUCUGGAUGUUGUUGAUCAAAGAUCCUUCAACGUAGACCAUGCUAACUAGGGCUUAUGAGAACUGCAGUCCAACAACAGCUGGAAGCCUACUGUUACUCAUUUCUGGCUUGUGAAAUCACUCUGGAUUCUAGGAGCACUGGAGCAGAAAUAGGCUUUAUGCUCAUUUGGGUGGGCAUUCUUCACCUAAUUCCAAAUGGUAUUGAAUCACAAAACCUAUCAGCCCUAGUCAGCUUAGAUACUAAGGAGGAAUGCUGAGCACUUUAAGCAAACACAUGGCAAACCACACAUUCUCCUAAGUUAAUUGGACUAAGACUAAUGCUGUUUACAAUAUUGUUUAUUUUCUACCCAGUCACAUUGACUUUGAUAUGUUUAGAAUUUCAGAAUUUCAUGACAGCUCAGAAGAUAAAGAUUUAUUUGGUAGCAAGCAGUGUCAUUCAUUUUAAUGAGCUUAACGUGUUUCUUUUGCUGUCAGAUCUAGAAUAUGUUAUGGUCAAUGCUAACAUUUGUCUGAGUUUGUUCUAAUAUUUGAACAAAAUUUGUUGCAAUUAGAUUGGAUGAACAACAAAUCUUAUGACAGGGAUUGAUUUGGAUUUGUGGUCUUCUGUCCACGGGCUUCAUUAACCUAUCCAAAUAUGUGCUUAAUGUUUUCCUGUGGGUUUUUAAAAAAAAUUCAGUUACUCAGUUAUUUCAGAAAGGUACUGCUCAAAUUUUGGACUAAUGAUGAGAAUUUAAUCAGAAUUUAAUAAGAUUGCCAGAGUAGGAACACCCAAGGCCUUUAGAUUUCAGAGUCAAAACUUUAGAUAUGGCUCUUCAUGAUAUCAUGGGGCAUCUCCACAGGGCACAGAUUCUAGUGGUGUCAUUAACCACAAUGCAUUGAGCUUCAAUCGUGGCUUCUUUGAGCAUGGCGUUCAAGUAAAAACACAGUAUUUAUCAAGUGGAAAAAAACCUCUCUGUUUGGCAAUUAAAUCUUCCAUGCAUGUGCUGAAUAUUUAUUUAAAAUCUCUGUUUUUAACAUCUUUUAAUGGGCCUCCUCUUAAAAAGCACUCUUCACUAUCCACUAAUUGAUUGAUUGAUUGAUUGAUUUGCCUAUUUAUUUUCAAACAGGUUGUAGAAACCACCCUCAUCUCUAAAAUAACACAGUGCUUGAAAUAAGCACCAAAUCUUUUCAAUAAAGGGAGAUGGUGAUAAUUGUGAUGAUGCUGGAUCUGCAGAGCAAUUCUACCUACCGUGUUUCCCUGAAAAUAAGACAGUGUCUUAUGUUAAUUUUUGCUCCCAGAUAUGUGCUAGGCCUUAUUUUCAGGGGAUGUCUUAUUUUUCCAUGAAGAAGAAUUCACAUUUAUUGUUAAACAAAAAAAUGAACAUUUAUUAUAUACUGUACAGUAGUUGUCAUCACAAAUCAGCAUAACCAGACAAACUGUGAAUCCUAUCAAGAAUUUCUUGUUAUUACCAGUAUUUCCAUGUACAACACUUUAUGGUACGUACAUUUACCGAUCCUGCAAGCUCUGGUGUUCUGUUCAUUGGGCAUGCUUCCAAACAAAAACUUCGCUAGGUCUUACUUUCAGGGGAGGCCUUAUAUUUAGCAAUUCAGCAAAACCUCUACUGUCAGGACCAUAAUUUCUGGGCCUGUACUCUGGCACCAGAAAUCAAGGACGCUUACACAAAGAACUGAUAAGGCACCUGCGGCUCCCGGCUCUGAGGGAAACGGCUGAUGUGCGAGCGGGAAGAAUUGCGCGGGGGUUUUCUCUAGGCGGGAAUGACUUCUUUGAAUGUGGGGGGAGUGUAUAUAAGGGAGUCUUGCUGGGCCGACCAUCAAUCUCGGCUUUAUGUGUGUCAAAGUGUUCUUCAGUAAAGUUUUCAGUGACAACA